Molecule: messenger RNA, 3680 nt
Organism: Capsicum annuum
Lineage: Eukaryota; Viridiplantae; Streptophyta; Magnoliopsida; Solanales; Solanaceae
Product: probable receptor-like protein kinase At1g11050
Exons: 1
Coding region: 1170-3110 (646 amino acids)
Biological process (GO): protein phosphorylation
Molecular function (GO): ATP binding; protein kinase activity
Source: RefSeq, a predicted model, not a curated record
AAAAGUCAAGACAUCAAGACUGACCGUAGAGAGAACAAAAAAAAAAAUCAGUGCGUUUCCUUGCUAUUACAUCAGCAACUAAUCUUUAUUUCUUUUAUUUUUCGUCCAAAAUAUCCGAUAUUCACAUUGAAAUCCGGCUAAUUUAUAUUCACACUGUUAGAAUUUAUUCAUGGAUAGCGCGAGGUGAAGCAACUCUAUCCGCAGCUCCACAACCUAUGUUGGUUCAUCAUCAACUAAUCAUCUCAAUAUCAUAUUUCCUUUUUAUCUUAAGGUAAAAAAGUUCAUCGAGGACAUGACCUUAGAUAGGAAGGUCUGGAGGAUGCGAAUUACGGCAGAGGAUUAGGGCCAGUUCGGAUCGCUAGUGUAGGGAAUUACUUGGUGGUGGUUUUAUUCUUGUCUUGAUUCCGUGUUCCGUGUUCCAUAUUGUAUUACGAAUCUGUGUGCUUUCCCUUCUUUAUAUUACUUAUGGGUGUCGUAUUUAUGUUAUGUAAUCUGCUUUUGUGCUGCACUAUGUGUUUGUGUGGUAUCUCGUGCCUUGAGCCGGGAGUCUAUCGGAAACAGUCUUUCUACUUCAUCAGAGAUAGAGGUAUGGACUGCGUACAUCUUACCCCAGACCCCACUAGGUGGGAAUACACUGAAUUUGUUGUUGUUGUUGUUGCAACUUGAGAUUAUCUUGUCAUUAGAGAUUUAAUUAAAAGAUGAUUUUGCUCGACUUUCAGAAAAUAACACUACUAAGCAACAACAAAAUUAGCAAAAGAAUGCACCAAAAAUUAUUUUGUAGCAACAACAUAGAAGGUGAACAAGCAUCUUUUAGUUUCAGUGAUGACAUCUAGCAAAUAACUAGAAAAUCCCUUACUAAACUUUGAUGUUUCUAGGAAAUCACCUAAAUAUUUCUUUGUUAUCAAAAUUACAUCUUCUUAAAUUCUUCCUUUGUCAGUUAGUACUUUAUAAAGUCAGCCGCCUUUACUAAACCUUCAAGAUUCAUAAACAGAAAAUGAACCGAACCUUUGACUCUCGCACCCCUUCUUGCAUAAAAACUCCACAUAUAGAUAUCUCAUCAAUCGUCAAAACACUUUUUGGGCACAUUAUAAAUGGUUUCUUGAAUCAAAAGAUCCCAUUUUUUUUCCUUUUCUUGGGUAAUAUCAAACGUCACAAGUAAAGUACUUAGGAUGAAGGGUGAUUUGUGGAUUGUGUGUUUGUUGUUCUGUUUGUUUUCUUGGGUACUUUCAGUUUCAUCAGCUCAAAGUAGCACUAACUCGUCUUCAACUUGUCCUUUAGAUUUUGGGUAUGUUUUAAGAGUCCCAUGGUCUAGUUCUAACUGCAAGGUUCUGAAUUCAACUCCUCAGCUUUCCAAUGGUUCUGAUAUUCCCACGUCAGGCAAAGGAAAGUGCUGCCAGAACCUCUUGUCCCUUUUUGGUGUUGCUAUGGCUCAACACCUUAAAGAAACUUCUCUUUUCCGUUUACCCGAUUUGGAAACUUCUGUUUCUUGCCUCCAAGAAUUCCAAUCCAAGCUCAAUUCUUUGUCUUUGCCUUCAAAUCUCACCUCUUUCUGUUUUGACCCUUUUCAGUUUGUUACUAGACCAAAUAUUUGUGCAUCAAUUCUGACCAUCCAAGAUUGGAAUAAAAAGCUGGGGCCUUCAACUGCUCUUGAUUCUGGUUGCAGGUCUGAUUUUGAGGAUUAUACUGACUGUGCUGGUUGUGUGGCUGCUGGCUUUAGAGUUCAGCAACAGUUGAUAGCAAUUGAUGGUAAUUCAUCUCAUUCUACUGAUUGUUUUUACUUCACUGUUUUGUAUGCUGCUGGUAUUGUGAAUGAGUUUGGUCCUGAAAGUACUGGUGCCAUGUCAUGUAUUUUAAGUAUUGAUUUGAAAAACACUAGUUCAUCAAGCAAGCGAAAUUUAGCGUUAAUAUUUGGGUUGGCUGGAGCUGGUAUGGCAGUAUUAUGCAUGUCUUUGGUGUUGGGACUGUAUGUCUGGUGGAACAAAAGGUGGAGGAAAAAUGAUGAUGUGGAAAUGGAAGAUACGGUGUCUAGGCGAAGAAUGAGGCCUAAUACUGCCGUUUGGUUCAAAAUUCAGGAUCUUGAAAAGGCAACUGAUAAUUUUUCCCAAAAGAAUUUUAUAGGGAGAGGUGGAUUUGGAAUAGUUUAUAAAGGAACUUUAGCAGAUGGGACUAAUGUUGCUGUCAAAAAGAUAAUAGAAUCUGAUUUUCAAGGAAAUGAUGAGUUUUGCAAUGAGGUUGAGAUUAUUAGUAACUUGAAGCAUCGUAAUCUUGUACCGCUUAGGGGGUGUUGUGUGACUGAUGGGAACCGGAUUGAAAGUGGGGAGAGUGAAAGAUAUCUCGUCUAUGAUUACAUGCCCAAUGGAAAUCUUGAUGACCAUUUAUUUGCUGUAAAUCAAGGUGGAAUACUGAAGCAACCAUUGACUUGGCCCCAGAGGAAAAACAUAAUUUUGGAUGUGGCAAAAGGACUAGCUUAUCUGCGUUAUGGGGUAAAGCCAGCAAUUUAUCACAGGGAUAUUAAAGCUACUAAUAUUCUGUUAGAUGUUGAUAUGAGAGCGAGAGUGGCUGACUUCGGGUUGGUUAAGCAAAGUAGAGAAGGAGAAUCUCAUCUUACCACCAGAGUGGCAGGAACGCAUGGGUACUUAGCUCCUGAAUAUGCUCUCUAUGGGCAAUUGACUGAGAAGAGCGAUGUUUAUAGCUUUGGAGUUGUUGUUUUGGAAAUAAUGUGUGGAAGGAAGGUCCUUGAUUUCUCUUCAGGAUCGCCUCGUGAUUUUCUGAUCACAGAUUGGGCUUGGUCGAAGGUAAAAGCUGGAAAGAUAAAUGAAAUUUUGGAUAGCAUCCUAGUAAAGACUGAGGAUUCAGUAAGUUCAAAUCCAAGGGCUAUAAUGGUGAGAUUUCUCCUCGUUGGAAUAUUAUGUGCCCACGUGAUGGUGGCCUUGAGGCCAACUAUAUUGGAUGCACUGAAAAUGUUAGAAGGAGAUAUUGAGGUUCCUGAAAUUCCAGAUAGACCAGCACCUCUUGGACAACCUUCAUUUUAUAAUGCUAAAGGUAACACAUUCAGCAUAUCACCAGCCUUGAGUUGCUUGCAACUGCCUGCUGGAGACAUGCUCAGGUGACAAUAUGAGUUUCUCAUAUUGCAUCCAUUUCUUGCUUGUUGAGAUUGGGAAAGCUAAUGAAGUUUCUGUAGAGUUGAACCUGGGAAAUGAGAGCUUGCGAAACUUUUUGAUUGAAGAAUAUAUGUCGGAGACUUCUGUUUCUUCCAUUUCCAGUGAAGGAGACAUAUUUAGAAAUCUCAAAUGUCGAAUGAAAUCAGACAUACCAUCUACUUGCACUCCAGCUUAAAACACCAUGAGUACAUUUAGUUUGAUGCCUAUUCGAUGGAAGACAAGGAUGUAGGUAAUUGGAAAAUAGUGUUGAAAUUUUGGAAGAUGUCAGAAUUUUUUCUCUCUUUCAUUCUUACCAACAACCCUGAACUUUUGACAAUCUUCUUAGGCAAACAACAGAUUUUCUUUUGCUUUCCAUUUCUUUAUAGGUAUGUAUAAAUAUAUAUAUAUAUUGUAAAAGUUAGUAAUAGCUGAUAUUCCUCUGUAAUAUAGCUAGCCGUGGUGCCUUGUGAUGUAUGUUGCCUUUAAAGUCAUAUAUCUACAUAUUUAUGUUUCAAGGUUCUUGAAAAGCCAUUCCCUACC